This is a messenger RNA of Eutrema salsugineum, 1381 nucleotides long. RefSeq lists its product as uncharacterized. The transcript has 2 exons. The coding region runs from base 105 to 1175 and encodes 356 amino acids. Lineage: Eukaryota; Viridiplantae; Streptophyta; Magnoliopsida; Brassicales; Brassicaceae. The record is from RefSeq and is a predicted model, not a curated record.
CAAAAAUUAAAAUAUCGAUUCUUUUCAUUUUUCCUGAGAUCUGAACGAGCUCAACCGCCCCAGACGAUUGAAACUCGAAACGCUAAGCUUCAUGAUUCAGGACAAUGAAUAAUUAUAAUAAGUACACAGUCAUAUAUUUCGAGUAUGGUGGUUCUUAUACAAAGAACGAAGAUGGCGAAUCAUUUAGAUGGAUUUUUUCAAGAGAAACUCCAUUGUAUGCUCUUCUGAUUAAGAAACCUAUGGAAGAGGUCACUUAUUCCGAGUUGGUCAAGAAUAUAUACAGAAAGACCAAGAUUGAUGAAGCUACUACGAAGUUGAAAUUGAGUUACAUUCCAAUGCUAGUGGAACCAAAGAGACCAUCAUAUAUAUUGGAUGAUGAAGAUGUUCUUGGUUUCUUACUGGAUAUCGACAAAGACCUGCGUAAAAAUGUUCUGCAUGUGCAAAGAACUGAAGUUGAUGUUCCAUCAUCAUGUUCCCGAGUAGAAGGAAGCAAUCCCUCGCGUAUACAAGAUGUUGUUUAUAAGCCUUCAAGUGGUAAUGAUGCUAUCAUCACUAAUAUAGUCGCACCAUCACAACACUAUGAGUUCUUGGACAAUGUUUUUGAUAUUGCACAUGGUGAAGAAGCAGCGGCUGCUAUCGUGGAUAAUGAUGAUAUAUCUGGAGAUGUGGAGCUUAUACCUGAUGUUGUAGAAGCAGAUCAUGGAUGGGAAGAUGGUAUUGAUUUAACUAUAGGUCAAGAAUUUGGAAAUAAGCAAGAAGUGCAAGAUUUAGUUGAUAAAGCUUCAGUUAGGAACUGUUUUGAUGUUGCUACGAUCAAGUCGUGUUCGUUGUUAUAUUUGCUAAAAUGUCGUCAAGCAAAAUAUGGCUGCAAAUGGUAUUUACGAGCUUCCAAGGUUAAGAAUUCGGGUUGUUUCUUAGUUAGAGGUCACAACAAGAUCCAUACAUGUGCUCGGGUUAAGACAGGUACAAGCAGAAACAGAAGAAAAUGCUCACCACAACUAGUUGCAUCUUUUUUGCAUGAAUAUUACCCAGGUCAGCUACGCACACUCACUCCAAAGAUUAUCGUUGGUUUGGUUCAAGAAAAACUUGGUAUUACAGUUUCAUACACGACUGCUUUGAGAGGGAAAAAGCAAGCUGCUAAUAAUGUGCAGGCAUUAGCGGAGGAACCUAAGUGAGAACUAGGUGUGGCUACAAAAGAACAUAAUAACCAUUGACUAUAGCUUUGUUUUCACAUCUUUAAUUUCUACCUUUUUUUGUUGCCUUUGGUCAAAUUACGAAGCCAAAACUGCCAAAGUUUUCAUAGAUUUAAUGGGAAUGAAUGCUUGUAGUCUAAUUCAGAAAUGAUGGUAUUCGAUUAGAGAAUCAGAGCACUCAUUCUAGG